GUUUUUUUAAUUGAAGGUAAUUUGGCGAGUGGUAAAAAAGUAGGCUUUAGUAGUAAUACGUCAUAGUCUAGUUAGUACUCGAAUCCAUUUCGGGAUUAGUCAGGUCACAUCUUUGCUUUUUGUAUUGGUGUUUAGUGUUCUGUAUAAGUUUUUUAUAGGAUUUUUUCUUUUCAGUAAAAAUUGUCUUAUUCAUUAUAUAUGGUGAUUUAUAGGAGCAGAAUUAAGUAAUAAUGCUCAGACGUAUAUACAUAGUGAUUAUCCCAAAAUUUUUUUCCGAUAUGAAAAUUCUAACCAGUUUUGUUAUCGUUUAAAUAAGUUUAUUCACACUGAGUAUUAGAUAUAGUGCAGAAGAUUCGUAGCUCAGGUGGAUGAUUUUGGUAUAGUGUUCUCUGAACUAGAAGGUUUAGUUGCGAAGCAUUCAUUGUCUUACCAGACAAGCUCCUCGGCGCAUACUUCAAUUUGAAGUGAGCUUUUAAAAUUCUCCACGAGUUUACUAGUUAUCUUUCGUAAUAACCUUGAGCAUGAUUGGUCAAUUUGUAUUGGCAUCGAUUGUUUCCUUGGCCUGGAAUUUGACCUUUUGUUCAUGCUGUUUCCUUCUUAUGGAUCGGUAGGUCUUGUCUAUGUCGAUGUGCCUACUGAUUGCCGAUUCAGUUGAACACCAGGCUUCUAGAAAUAUCCAGGUGAUUUUGGUGUUUCUUCUGCCAAAGAUUUGGCCAUUAUCCCAAUUGAAUUAAUGUUCUUGGUUGUCUGUAUGCAAUGACAUUAGGGAGUAGAUAUCGCGUCUUUUGAUGGUCAGUUUGUGUUUAUGAAUACAAAGACGAAGAUGGCGUCGACUUUGGCCGGGGUAGUGUUUUUCACAGUCGUUGCAAUUUAUCCCGUAAAUGAUAUUGGUUUUGUCUUCUUUCUCUGUUGAGUCUUUUGGUUGACAUAGAGUCGAGCGAGGUCAUUUUGUUGGUUUGUAGGCUACAUCACUUCCUGAACGUUUGAUUAGCCUUGCAGUGAUUUCGGAAAUGUUUUCUAUUUGGGGUAGGACAAUUUCCUUUGUCUUCCCCUUAGGGACUUUUCGUUCGGUUGUUUGGGUUGAGGGUAGAUGUCUUUUGAUGAAGUUUCAUGGAUAUCCACUUUUCGGAAGACAGCCAUUGGGUAUUUUUCAUCAUUUUCUCUUAAGACAGGAGUGCAGCAAUGACUCCCGUUGCUGUUGUAAUUGAGAUCAAAUACUCAUUUCAAAUUGAAGUAUGCUCUGAGGAUGCUGUCUGGUAAGAUAAAGCCUUGCAACUAAACCAUCCAGUUUAAGGAACAUAACUAUGCCAAAAACAGCAUUUCACUAGUGUGGUCUCUUGUGCUUGCAUAAGAUUCUGUAGGAACUGGUGUGAAAAUAUUCAGGAUAAAGUCUAUAUAGACUGUAAUUUUCUGUUUAUUCACUCAUGUCCUAUAACAAUUUAGACAUCUUGUUUCCUACAACUUUGCCUUUUGUUAAGUCAUAAUCUUUCUGUACUGAUGUGAACCCAUAAGUGUUUGCUGUAAAUUGUCUGACUUCGUAUCUGUUUGUUCGCUACCAGUUUUAACUACAACAGACAGUUAUUGUGCUAGAGUAUGUGCUUGCUGUAACUCAACAGGUGUAUUUUAACUUGAAUAGAAAUACUAUGGAAAUACCUACCGAGAUUUCAUUUUUUUUAAUGAAGUAUAAUUUGUUAUUGUUACAGUAAUAUCUUUGACCUUCAAGUCAUAAUUCCUGUUUUCCAGGUUCGGAAACCUCACUUACGUCUACAUGAAAAUGCACAAGGUGAUAUUUAUUUGACUGGUGUAUCUACAAGACUCGUAUCAAGUUUAGAUGACACUCUUAAGUGUCUUCAUGAUGGCACGUUAGUUAGAAGUACAGCCAGCACCAACAUGAAUGCUCAGUCUUCGCGUUCACAUGCUAUAUUCACGCUGCACAUCAGACAGCAAAAGUUGUUGAAGUAUGAAAAUUCUAAUGAACAGAAAAAAUCGGAUACCCAAUCUGGUGUGGAUGUAGACCCUGACUCAACUGUUGUCGACCAGGUACCGGAAUACGAAACACUGACUGCGAAGUUUCACUUCGUUGACCUUGCUGGUAGCGAACGUCUCAAACGAACUGGUGCUACAGGAGACCGUGCAAAGGAGGGCAUAUCAAUUAACCGUGGUUUACUUGCCCUCGGUAAUGUUAUAUCUGCUUUGGGUGACAAAUCAAAGCGAGGUUGUCACGUACCUUAUCGUGACUCUAAACUCACACGUCUACUGCAAGAUUCCCUUGGUGGUAAUUCUCGCACAAUUAUGAUUGCCUGUAUAAGUCCAUCCGACUGCGAUUUCUUGGAAACUUUGAACACUCUUAAAUAUGCUAAUCGUGCACGUAAUAUUCGCAACCGUGUCAUUAUGAACCAAGAUAAAACAAGUAAACAGUUAGCUACAUUGCGCGCUCAGUUGGCUGCUUUAGAGGAAGAAUUAAAUGAAUAUAGACAGGGUAAACGGCUUGCAACAUCUAAUGGUACGGAAAGUUCGAGCGAUUUAUCUCGUGAAAUGGUCAUGUUACAAUCUGAAAAUAACAAACUUCGACUUCGUGUUAAAGCACUAGCUGUUACAGUAGAUGCUUUAAAAGUGCGAAAUGCCCAGCUUCUUGCUGAUCAGGAAACAUGCUCUUGGGCAACUUUAAAAUCCCGUAUGAUGGGAGUAGGGCGACAUGAUAAAUCUGAUGAUCAGAACAGCAAAGCAGAGUCUGAUAAAUCAUAUCUUGGUCUCAUAUCUGCCGAUGCAGAAGAUUUUCGACAUCUUGUUGAAAAGUAUACUGUUGAAGUCGAAGAGUUACGCACCAAAUUGGCUGAAGCUGAAGCACUAGUCGAAUUCAGUCAGCGACCGUAUACACAUACUUCAUCACAAGUUGGUCGUUUAUCAGGACGCCCACUUACAGCUAAUUCAAGUAGCUCGAAAAUUGAUUCAACCUUUUCAUCUACUCGAGUCGCUUUGACCAACGGGGAAUUCCCAGAUCUCGAUUCUAGCCUGUUAUCCGCUGCAGAAGCAGGAUUGUCUGCAGCAAAUAAAUUCUUCGAUAAUGAUGAAUUAACGGUGGACGCCAAUGCAUUUGAAUGUUAUCCUCUCAGAAUUCGUAAAAGUCGACGGAAAAAGAGACACAUUAACAGUUCUCAAAGUGAAGAACGUAAACCUCUCAAGUCAAAAAUGACUAAUGUUGCUGCUUUUUCUGACAUUGAAAAUUCCAAAAGUAGUAAUUCUCGGAGGAGAGGACGGCGGACCUUGUUAUCUAAUGAUACAGACAGCACAGCAAUUGAGGGACUCUGUGAUGAAGAUCGAGAGAAUGAGAAUGAUAGUGAAAAUGUUGAAGAUGAAACUCUUUUGGGUAAUGAUGCAACAGAAUUAAGUGAUUCAUGUUCGGAUAGUGAUUCAAAAGAUUCUAUCGAUGAAAAUAUCUUGAUGGGAAGUAUGAGUGAUCAUACUAGCGAUAAACCGCAAUGUGGGUUGAAAGAAGCUCGACUGCAUCAGAGUUUAGCCCAUGUAUCCUCUGAGAUUGACACUAAGCAAAGGUUAAUUGCUGAGCUGCAGUCUAAGGCUGCCGAACUCAAUCAUUUGAAAAAUCACUAUGAACGUCAAAUGGCAAGUCUUCUGUUUCGGAUAAAAGAGACGGAACGUGAAAGAGAUUCAAUAAUUGCUAAUCUCGGUCAAAUAGAGCACAGUGGCGAAGAGAGGUUAAAACGUACUCGAGAAGAGUUUGAAAAGAAAUUAUCCAUAUUACAAGAAGAAGUUUCACAACUUCAUUUGUCCCGCCAAGAACAAAUUCGUCUGGAACGACAGCAGUCUAAGAAAAAUGAAGAGUUACGUCUUUUACGACAAGAACUCGAACAACUGCGAAAAUACAAAAUCGAUCUAACUAAACGUCUAAGAGAAGAAACCCAGCGUACUCGUCACUUAGAAGCUUUGUCGGCCAAACGUGUUAUGGAGUUGAAAAAAGCCAAAUCACAAGCUGAUAAUCAAAUAAAGACACUAGAAGCAGCUCAUUCAGCUAAAGACCGUGCUUUGCAACAGAAACAAGCUGAGUUAGAUGUUCUUAGGCGGAAGAAUAUUGAACAGCAAAGACAAUUGUCCUCUUCUUUCAGUGGUCGUAUGUCUCAGAGUGUAUUAGGAAUGACAAGCACCGGUUGGGGUUCACUACGGAAACCAAUCGGUCGAUCAUCAUUAAGUAAUUCAAUGUACGGUCGACAUCGUAUAUUCGGGACAGCUAAAGCUAAGUGGACACUGGUCUCUCAGGAACUGGAUGCCAGUGUUGAACGACAUCAAAAGUCAGCACGCUUAGAACAUGAUCUGCAAACAUGGCUUCGUGAGCGUGAGUGUUUAGGGCGUCGAUUGAAAUGUUUGCAGCGUCGCAGAGCUCGUAUUGAAGAAAAUGCCACGAAUGAUUCAGGACAAAUGGAGAAUUCAUCUAACUUGGCUGAAUUUAAUGAACAGAUAAGAAAUGUUACGGCUCAACUCGAAUCAGUUCAGGACUCUAUACAGGAAUGUCAGGCUAGCAUCAUUGAAUUUGAGAAAUGUGAAUCUAACACAUCAAAACUCACUGGUAAUAAACAGGUUAAAUCUCAAGAUUCAAGACAGAAUUUGUCUUCGUGUAGCAAUAAUCAAUCAAAUAAUGUGCAUGCGGUAUUCUCAAGUUGCACCUUAAGUGAAGCACGUUUUCUUCUUACUCAGCUUUUUGAAGCUGCUGUUUCUCGUGGCUUGCUAGCUGCCCGACUGCAACAGAGGGAAAUCCAGUUACAAGCCAGUUUAUCGAUGAAGGAACAGGAACGAGAGCAAGAAUUAGAACUUAUUAAGCUGGCUAUGCAAAAUGCUGGAAUAUCACCUGAUUGUAUGGGAACAGUGUUUUCUAUUAAUGAACCUCCAUUUCGAAAGCCUUUUUGUCCACAUAAUGGAAAAUCAAACAUUACUGGUUAUGAAUGUUGUCCAUAUACUCUUUCAUCUGCACCGAUUUCAUCAGAAGACUCCUCUGAUGAAUUACAGAAUGAAGACAAUCAAAUCCAGACGUAUUCUAACAUUUUAAGUAACCAAAAUAGGUUUCCAAUGUCCAGUUCUAUGUAUGCGAAUAUGGAACCAUCUAAAUAUGAUGCACAAGAGGCAUCUGGUGGUUAUGGUGCUUUGGGUAGCGCUAGUAUAAACGGAAGUGAUGCUGGUAACAAGGCUCUUAAAACAAAACGGCGUUUAGUGCAAGGUGAAGAAACAGCUGGUGUUUCUUCAAGUUCUUUCAUUCAAACUUCACAGUCAGUUUGCGAUGUUAUGCCACCUCCAAGUUCUACUCUUCGGCGCCCUCGAACUGUUCUAAAUAUAUCUUCAAAUACUGUUGCGAACAAUCCUUCUGCUCUUCGUUCUUCGUGUCCUCCCAGUGCUGUUCAUUCUCCUACAACUAGACGGAAUGUAACAAUCAUAGAUGGAAUUCCAAACUCUGCACCUUCAAACCUACAACUGUCAACAGCGCGUUCUGCGAUAGGAAAUGUAGGCAAUGUUCCUAAUGUAAUGUCGACUUCGUUGAUUUUACAGCCUAUUAACAACACUGACAGCGUAUCAGCUGAAAGUAGGCCCACUAGUCCCACGAGUAAAACAGCCCCCAUAGCUUCUCUAUGUCUAAUGGCCUCUGAACCUGAUGACGUCUUCAAUCGGCUUACCAGUGGAAUGUCAAAUUCGCCAAAUCCUACCAGAGGUUCGAUACGCCCCUUGACGAAAUUAAAUACUCCAAGCUUGAUUUCCGCUAAUAAUACAAAUACGAAUCUAAUUUCGAAUACCAAUACAUCAAAUCAGUCUUACCAUUUGUCUUCCUCUUCGUUAAGUCAAUGUUCAAACACUUUGACUGAUCUUGGUAAUAAUUUGUCUUCCCAAUCUAUAAGUCAGCCAUUGGCUUCAUUUUCCACAUCAUUUACUAUUUCGCAUGCAGCUCACGCAAACGUCAAUGGGUCUCAUAUAUCAUCCAAUAUGAAUACUACAUCGUCAUCAACAGCUCAUUCAUCUUCCCUCUUCCCUGCUCCUAUUGAAUGUACACAUGUAGCUAAGGGACAUUCAAAUGCUGUCCUAGAUGUUGAUGUGUUAAACAGCAUUAUGAUAACCGGUAGUAAAGAUCGUACUGCAAAAAUUUGGGAUUUAAAUACAAUGGAAGAAGUAGACACGUUUCAUGAUCAUCCUAAUAAUGUAACGAAAGUCAGAAUGUGUCAAAGAUCAAAUCUUAUUUUCACGGUUUGCUCGUAUUUCAUUAAAGUUUGGGAUCGCAGAGAUUCACGCAAAUGUAUUCGCACUUUAUUAUCAAGUGGGCUGAGUCAAGAAGGUUCUUUCGAAACAAAAGCUAUGCGUCGUCAAAAUAUUUGUCCACCUGGUGAAACUAAUAUCAUGGAUAUCACACUUGGCGGCCCUAGUACGUCAUUAAGUCACCUAAUGUUUUCAGCUACUGCCAAUUCUGUGAAGUUAUGGGAUUUAAGACGUUUUUAUUGUGUCGGCAAGCUACAUGGUAGUCAUCAAGCGCCUGUAAUGGUGUUAGCUGCCGCUCAAAAUUCACUUUCUCCGACUGAUAUUUCGGAACCCAGACUGACUGUGGUUACUGGUUCAAAAGAUCAUUACAUAAAAGUUUUUGAUGUGUCUUCAAAUGCAUCCGGUCUACUCACACCCAUUUAUGAUUUAGAGCCACCGCAUUAUGAUGGGAUCGAGUCGUUAGUAAUCCAUGAGAAUAUUUUGUUUUCUGGUUCCCGGGACGCUGCAAUCAAAAAGUGGAAUUUAGCCAAGCAAGGCCGCCAGGAUGUAUCACUAGCUCAAGCUCAUAAAGACUGGGUACAAGGUAUGGCUAUUAUAAAAGAUGGGUCAAAGCUUAUCAGUGGUUGUCGUGGUGGUACACUUAAAGUUUGGAAUGUCGAAGAUUGUACUUGUUUGGGAGAAAUCAGCAAUGCACAUGAAGGAGCUAUUAAUUGUGUAAGAACAUACGAAAAUCGUGUGUUCACAGCUGGCAAUGACAAAGAUAUUCGAUUUUGGAGAUUUCUGAGUUAAUUUACAGAGGAUUGUAUUAUUACUAGUACUAUUAUAUUCGUGCAUUUGCAAUAAAUACAAGAAUAAUGCUCCAAACAGAUCAUCUCUGCAAUAUAGUGACUACAAUUCAAUGUUAUAAUUUUUUUAAAUGUCUUGCCAUUUUCUUGAUUUCAAUAUAUUUUUGGAUACAGUGAUUUCUGUGAUACUGAGUGUAUAUGGUAACUUUCUUUGUUUUAGCUACUCUAUCAGAAAUUACUGCUUUCUUUAUCUUGAAUGAUGUCUGAACUUCUAAUAAUCAUUGUCGUCAGUUGCAACACAUUAUAUAUUCGUAAAUAAUUAUUUGUUUCUGAAUAACAUUUUCAGUGUGUAUUUUUUUAUCCUAUAAUAAUGAAUAAUUAUCAGAAUUUCUGAAGCAUUUUGAAACCUAUCGACUGAGUUUUUGCUUGAUUUAAUCCUAACUAAACACACGUAUAUAUUCAUAUUUUCCUCACUCUUUUUACAUUCUUGCCACUCACUAACAAUAACGGUGGUAAUAUCAAUAAUAAUAAUAUAAAAUAAAUGCAUCUUUGGUGUAACAGAAUGUAGAUCCUACUUCCGAGGUUUAGACUCACAAGUAGUUAUUUACCCAUUCUGAAACUAUCCAUUGUACUGUAUAACUGCUAUUGUAAUUCUCCUUAUUUUCUUUUGACUGGAAUUACACAAAUAUUUAAUUUUUACCGGCUUUAUCGUCAUUAUGCUAAAAAUAUAACUUCGGUUACUUGAAUAUUGAACUGAUGAACUAUAGAACGCAAGUUUGCUUAUCGUUAACAUCAUAAAUGAAUAUCUUUAUUUACAUUCUACUGUGCACAUUAUUUCUUAGUUCUGAGUAUUUAUUUUCCUUCUCUUGCUGUAUAUGGUUCAUUUAACGGCUUUUUCUCCUCUCACUAUAUCUUAUAUGUGCAUGCUUAUUUCCUUGCUAAAUCUCAUAUCAUUUCAUUCUUAACCUGUCCAUACAGUUCCUUGUGUGACAUAAUAUAUUCAUCAAUAAUGAAGUAUUACUACCGUUUUUGUGAAUUUGUUUUUAGUGUAUUUAUUUAUCGAUACACAAAGUUCCAGUUAUCUUUUCUAUUCAAAUUUAAGGAUAACAUCUUCACAACCAUAAUGUCAAUCACUAUCUAACAACCUUUUACUACUUACUAAUAAGAAGUAGUCUAAUAAGCUAGGUUAGUUUAUUCAUACUUAUCUCUCUGUAUCUAGUGUUUGAUAUAUUGCUUUAACAAGAGAAGUUAUCCCAGACAUUUUCUCUCAGUAAUAUGGAAUCGA
Trichobilharzia szidati is the source of this 8316-nucleotide messenger RNA. NCBI's taxonomy places the organism in Eukaryota, Metazoa, Platyhelminthes, Trematoda, Strigeidida, Schistosomatidae. The record is from the annotation of a GenBank genome assembly.